AAAGUUCUUUACUGACGUUUACAAAUCAAUAAAAAUAACCUAAAAAGUGAUGUUUACGAAAUCCAUUAUAAAUUAUAACAAUUUAACAAUAAUGGUUUAAUAGCUUUAAAUUCCUAUCUAAUAAUCAUUAAAAAUAUGGCUCCUACAAAAGUGAUACUUUUGGCAUGCGGGUCUUUUAACCCGCCAACAAAUAUGCAUUUAAGAAUGUUUGAAAUAGCCCGCGAUCAUUUACAUCGUAUGGGCACUUACCAGGUUAUAGGGGGUUUAAUAUCACCUGUACAUAAUGCCUAUGGCAAAAAAGAGUUGGAAUCAUCUACACAUCGGCUAGCAAUGACAAAAUUGGCUCUGCAAGGGCAUGAUUGGGUUAAAUUGUCGGAUUGGGAGUGUUUGCAGGAGACCUGGAGCAGAACUAGACAAGUAUUACAGUACCAUCAAAACAAGAUUAACUCAAUUUUGCAUACAAAUAAUUGUGACGAUUGUAAUGAGGACGAUAUAAUGUGGGUGCCUGAUAAUUUGACAAAUGGCACUACAGGGACUGUUAGGGUUAAGUUGUUAUGUGGAGGGGAUUUAUUGGAGUCUUUUGGUACUCCAGGGUUAUGGGCUGAUGAGGAUAUUAAUGCUAUAGUCGGACAACAUGGCCUAAUAGUAAUCACAAGGUCUAAAACUAACCCCCUGGAGUUUAUUUACAACUCAGAUUUACUUACAAAAUACAUGGCCAACAUAACAAUAGUAACUGAAUGGAUACAAAAUGAAAUAAGCUCAACUAAAAUAAGACGUGCUCUAAGAAGAAGCGAAUCCGUAAAAUAUUUAUUACCUGAAAAAGUAGUUGAUUAUAUUUACAAACAUAAUUUAUAUGGAUCAGAAAAAACUAAGUAUUUGCAUGCCCCUUACCCGAAUAAUUACGAAUUUUUGACCCCAUCGCCAUCGGAUUUAACAAUGGAAUCGCCAAGCCCAACAAACUGCAUGAUUAUUUGUAAUAAUAAUUUAUUUUCGCGUCCCCCAACAUACGAGAAACGCAUGUCCAUCGACACAGUCGACUCAGGCAAAGGCGACACAAAAAAUCUGUUGAACACGCUGCGUCAUCCGGGACAAGCCGUGAAAAUAAUCACGGAAAAAACGGGGGAUCACUGCGUGGUCAAGUCGGAGGUACGUAAAAAACACGAGGCUUCGUCACUGUGCGAGGAUGCGCCUGCAAAAAAACCGCUUAAGUCGUCGAAAAGCUUCACGCACUUUCAGGAGAUCGAAGGCGGCCUUAAGCUUACGAAAUCCAACACUAAUUUGAAAGAGUGCAAGAGUUGCGAUGAAAAUUUAAUCAAGUUUAUUUUCACCAAGCACGGUAUACAAGUUAUUAGCGAUGUCGAGACCAUUGUUUAAAAGCAUGGGAAUGAGUUUUAAUGAUUUAAAAGUACUUUAAAAGUAAUUUUAAAAUGUCAUGUAAAGUCGUGAUAGAAUUCAAAAAAUGAGGUUAUGUACUUAUGACAUAUGGUUGUCAGAUAGAUGUAUUUUAUGGCAAAGUACUUUUAAAUUACACUGCAUGUUUUAGAAUUUAAAUUUGGUGUGAAGAUUUCAUAGAAAUAAUUAAAAUACAAAAAUCCUAGGGUUAUAAAUCAAAAUGCUUCUAAAGUAGAUUUUUUAUUUGGACUUUGACAUAUUGAAAAGUAUGAUUUUUUGUUGUUAAUAAGUUAUUAAUUUUCCAAAAAAGACCGCUAUAAACUAUAUCAAAGUUGAUAAAAUAAUAUAAUGAUAAAAAUAAAUUUGUAGUGGUCUACUUAAUUAAGAAAUUUUAACCCAAAAAAAAAAUUAUUGUUUUUAAACGCACUUUUCAGAUAAAAAUACAAACAAGUAUAUAUAUAUAUAUAUUUUAUACUGUCCUAAAUAUCAC
This is a messenger RNA of Brassicogethes aeneus, 1882 nucleotides long. The record is from the annotation of a GenBank genome assembly. Lineage: Eukaryota; Metazoa; Arthropoda; Insecta; Coleoptera; Nitidulidae.